AUGUUCAACGAUUACGUCACAGACUGCACAUCAUCAUCCAUGUUGAUAUGUACUACUCAUCCAACCAGCGUCAUAUGCCCCAGUAUAACUGGUAUCCAAUGCCUCCGCAAACGUCCAUCAGCACCCUCAAGUUUCAACACCACCCUCCUCCUCCAGGUUCACAUAUACCCCAACAUCCUGGAAUGCCCAUGUCACCUCGAAAUCCGCCUCCUCCCUUACAGGGACCGGGAACUUCUACAUUAUAUCAUGCUAUUCUUCCUCCGCUCCAGUAUGAUUUCCGUAUGCUCACCUCCACCCCCUCCGUCAACGGCCUCCUUGCUUAGCACCCGGUUGAAUAUUAACCCAAGUGCAGUCAAGUUACAGAACUUGACACAAGAAAUACAACUCCUUCACCUGCUACCCCUGCUUUGCCUCCUCAAGGUUCUGUCAACCGCCCUCCGGAGUCUAGGCCUGGGUGAACGCACUUUCAAAAUUGAAGCUGCUGAAAUCACUCCUGUUGUGGAUCUCAACUUUGUCAAGCCCUUUGCGCCCAAUUUGAAAAAUCGUAUCUACACCAACCUGGACGUUUGCACAUCUCUUGUUGGUGAUGUUGAUGCCGUCGCCGCCUUUCUAGACAAGACUUUUCCUCGCCAUCAGAAACUGAGUUAUAGCUCAUUUUAUCGGCACCCGUUUCCUGCGGCAACGACCCAAUUACACGAGGAGGAUGAGAAGGAAUCGAGUCAUGAUCAUGACCAAGACAUCUCCUCGCAAUUCUCAAACCCUUCUCUCGACCGUUCCUCUCUUAAAGUUAUUAUGCACCACUGUUUGGAGAUCCAGGAAAUUCUUGCUGAGAUAUUUCAGUACAUCUCCAGCGAGCCGUGUAGCGAUCGAGUGCGAAGCCCUCCAGCUACGCUCGCUGGUCUUGCUAGAACCUGCACAACUUUUACUGACCCUGCCACGGAUGUCCUCUGGCACACGCAACCCGCAGACCUUUUCAAUCUUAUCAAUUGUCUUCCAUCACAUGCUGUGGAAGCUAUCAAGCGGGAUGUCAUCCGCCCUGAAGAUUUCAGCCGAGUUUUUUAUUACUCUGCCAAAAUCAAGGUUAUGUCGAACAGUCGAUACAAGUCCUACCACCCACGGCGAGCUAGCUUAGCACCGUCUGUGUCCCUUGCAGACGACGCCCUUGAUCAUAUUCGGAAAAUAAAUUCCGGAAAAGGACCACUUGUGCCAAAUGUCAGGGAGUUAGAGGUGUUGUUAAAUGAUUUCAAGGGAGAAGCUUCUUUACCCCACCUGGUCAUUGGAGGCGCCUUGAAAUCUAUGGAAGUCGUUUAUCGUGAUAACGAAAUCUCUCCAUCCAAGCCAGUUCCCCAGUUAGUUACGCUGGCGGAAGUCUUAGGGGCUGCCUCAUCACUGCCUACCACCCUGAAGUUGGAUAUGGAAAAUGAAUAUUUCGAACGACAUAUCCUUGAUAGCCCCCCCGCUAUCGUGGAGCUCCUCCCCCAUCUGACGAACGUCACUUUCCUGAAUAUAAACUCGCUAAAACUCUCUGAUGUUGGCGUCAAUUUUCUGUCUACUCUGCCAGCACUUGAAAAAUUGUCAAUCAACAUCACUGGUAUCAAUUUCUUUCAACUACCUGCCAUCCCACCCGACGUCGAGAGUGUCUUUCCAAGGCUCAAAUUCCUCGCCAUUGCCACCGAAUUACUCUCCUCUGUCUCCCAAUUUGUCACACGUUGGAAACCCAGCAGACUUGAACGUUUUGUGAUCGAGCGAACCUAUUGCUACGCCGCUCCGCAUGUUUGGGACCUUGAAGGAUUUUUCGAAGUCCUCGGCAAAAACUUGAAAAAUGGUCACCUCCUCAAGGAGUUGGCACUGUACAAUACCUCAUCCUUGCAGUGGUAUGAGCAUCUGGGCGAACAUACUUCUAUCAUCUCAGCAGACAUCUUUCGCUGCCUUUGUGCUAAAUUCCACAAUCUAAUUGAAUUAUCGAUCUCCCUCGACGCAAGCUACGACAUUGACGAUGCCAGCCUCAUGGAAAUAGCCAGAGGCUGGCCUGCCCUCCGGCACCUAUGUUUCGAGGAAUGCACUUUUGGAAUCGAAACCGCCAAAGUCACUCCGGCCGGGCUUAUCGCUUUCGUCGCUGCAUGUCCUCAACUUGAAGAAUUGACACUUCGAUUCAAGGCCACGAUUGAUUUCCCUACUCCGGAACAGACCGUACCUUCACCGACACUUCGUUGCUUGAACGCAUGUACCUCCCCCAUCGAUGAUGCCGAUGUUGUUGCUGCCUUUUUAGAGAAGUCUUUCCCUUCCCUCCAGUCGCUCAAGUGUGGGUGGUUCUAUCCGCACCCGCAUGAUGGAGAGCCGAUGCAACUCUAUGACGAUAAUCCUGAGGAGGGUACGACGGAGGGCUUUUAUAACAAAACAUGGGAAAACGUCUGGAAAAAGCUGUUCUAA
This is a messenger RNA of Laccaria bicolor S238N-H82, 2430 nucleotides long. RefSeq lists its product as uncharacterized. Gene Ontology annotation, biological process: SCF-dependent proteasomal ubiquitin-dependent protein catabolic process. NCBI's taxonomy places the organism in Eukaryota, Fungi, Basidiomycota, Agaricomycetes, Agaricales, Hydnangiaceae. The coding region runs from base 1 to 2430 and encodes 809 amino acids. The transcript is spliced from 5 exons. The record is from RefSeq and is a predicted model, not a curated record. Gene Ontology annotation, cellular component: SCF ubiquitin ligase complex.